Molecule: messenger RNA, 1291 nt
Organism: Pygocentrus nattereri (red-bellied piranha)
Lineage: Eukaryota; Metazoa; Chordata; Actinopteri; Characiformes; Serrasalmidae
Exons: 4
Coding region: 1-669 (222 amino acids)
Biological process (GO): response to bacterium
Source: RefSeq, a predicted model, not a curated record
AUGUACUUCUGUGGACAAAGUGAUGGGGUCAUGUUUACGUUUUUUAAUGUGAUAUUCUUGGCUGUGACAGAUCAACCUCAAUUAAACAUCUCAGUGUUCCAAACUCCAGUACGGGGGUCAGUUUCUCCAGGAGAGUCGGUCACUCUGCAGUGCACGGUCCUCUCUGAGAUCAGAGCAGCAGAUCUCCGAGUGCUCUGGUUCAGAGCUGCUGCAGGACAAUCCUUUCCUCAAAUCAUUUACACUCAUCAGAACAGCAGCAGCCGUCAGUGUGAGAUCAGCUCUUCUACAAGCUCCUCUCUCUAUGAGUUCUCUAAGAACAUCCUCAACCAGCACCACACUGGAACUUACUACUGUGCUGUGGCUGCUUGUGGGAAGAUCAUCUUUGGCAAUGGGACAACAGUAGAACUGACCUGUCCUGUGGAUCCCACUGUGUUCUAUCUGGGAGCAGCUUUGGGAAUCUGUGUGAUUGUGAUCUGUGUUCAAGCCACUCGAAACUGCAGCGGGAGAGAUCAUGAUUUGUUGGUGGAGAACAAAGCCAGUCAGAACUCUGCAGCUGCUGUGGAGCUGAGUUAUGCAGCCAAAAGCCUGAGAAUGAAGAGUGGACGCUCUGGACACAGUGUUUACUCUGAAGUCAGAUACUUCUCAGUUACUGACCCCAACAGUCACUGACUCACUGGACUCUCUUCUCUUGUAGCAGCAGAAGUGAAGUUUAGGGAUGUUUUCUGUUACUGUCAGCUUUGUAAUCUGUAUCUGUUUAUUUGUGUUUGUGCUGAUUUCAGUCAGGAUCUACAAUCAUGUGCUUCACUUUGCUCUGAGAUCAAAACUGCAUGACUGAAAAAAAGCAGUCUGGUCUGGUAUGAAGUGUCAGUUCUCUGAAGGAGCUGAGCAAGAGCAGUUUUAGAGUGUGUGGUCACUCAGACUCAUGACAAACACACUCAUGAGCUCAGAUGGUGUCUGAUACUGUUUGAUCUCAAUAGAAAUGUAGAAGACGUGUUUCAGGAUGUAGGGAGAUCAGAUCUAUAUACACAGUUACUGUUUAUUUGCUUUGUUUAACAUACUGGGGAAAAAGUACAAUAAAAUGUGGCCAAAUAACAAAAGGUAUGGCAAAAUUAUAAACAAAGUUAUGGCAAUUAACUUCAGCAAAUACAUGUACACAAAAAUUGGUAGAAAAAAACAUUUAAAUGUGUUCUUUGUAGAGUUUCUAUACGUGUGAUGUGUUUUAAGGUGGAAGGAUUUUUUAUUACAUGCUAUGACUCUCAAGAUGCAAAUAAAUGCUGAGUUUUAAAGUGUU